CAGUAGCAGCCAAGUGCCUCCCCUGUAUAUAAAGUGUUGGCGCCGGCGCGAGACGUUCACUUCAUUUCAAACUGAGCUAAAAGAAAACCAGGAAUAUACAGCAUUACAAUCUGAUCUACAGCAUAAUGACCAGACGAAGUGGACGCCUUCAAGCUAAAAACGAAAAUGGAGCCACUCAUACAGACAAGAUAACAAAAAUCAAGAAGCAAUGCAACAGGAAGAAAGCCCUGACCAAAAGGCUAAAUUGUGAAACUCAGAACCUCUUGGCCCAAGAGGGAACGUGCAAAGCUGAAGUCAUCUCUGAAACCCCGGUGAAUGGGCUUCAUGAUGCAAUUGAUCGGCCAGGCUUGUCCCAAUGUUCUAGACCAUCUCCUCUGCCCGGACUCAGCUGGGGGAGUUCGGAGGACGUGUGGGUUAACAUGCUGAGUAAGGAGACGAAGUAUAAACACAGUAAUACCUGUUUGGAGACGCAUCCGAGACUCCAGCCCAAAAUGAGAGCAGUUCUACUCGACUGGCUCAUGGAGGUAUGUGAGGCUUAUCUGCUUCACAGACAGACGUUCUACCUGGCGCAGGACUUCUUUGACCGAUUCAUGCUCACCCAGGACGACACGGAAAAGGAGCGGCUGCAGCUCAUCGGCAUCACAGCUCUCUUCAUCGCCUCCAAAAUCGAGGAAAUUUAUCCACCCAAACUGACGGAGUUGGCCUACGUCACAGACGGCGCAUGUCUUGAAGAGGAAAUCCUGCAAAUGGAGCUUAUUAUGUUAAAAGCAUUAAAUUGGGACCUGUGUCCUGAAACUGUUGUUUCGUGGAUGAAGCUUUACAUACAGAUGGCCUCAGUGUAUGAUUUCACUAAUCUACUGGUGCCACAGUUUUCCCAAGAGACGUACAUACAGAUUACACAGCUUUUAGAUUUGUGCAUCCUUGAUAUCGACUCACUGGAGUUUAAAUAUGGCGUGCUGGCCGCAGCUGCCUUUUGCCACUUUAUAUCUUUUGAAAUCGUACAAAAAGUAUCAGGUUUGACCUGGGAGGCAGUAGAGAGCUGUGUGAACUGGAUGGCUCCUAUUGUCGAGACCAUGAUGGGUUACGAGAGUGCAAAGCUUAAAAAUUUUGCUAAAGUCUCUUUCGAGGACCGACACAACAUUCAGACCCACAUCAACUACCUCUCCAUGCUGCAUGAAGCGCAGCAAAAACGCGUUAGUCGCACAAAUGGCAUCUUACCACCGACACCACCGAGCAGCACAGAGAAAUCCAGCGCACACAGAGAUCAGUGCUGCAGUCUGGCCGGUGCUUCUCUUCACUAAAGCUACCGCACCAGGCUGAAACAGUCUUCAUUCUACAGUGAGCGGGAGAAUGAGAUGUUGUAUAAUGUGAAUAGGAAGGUUGACUUUUUUUUUUUUUUAAACUCAGCUUCUAUGAACUGCAUUUCACUUCACCCCAAAAAAAAAAAUUUUACUAUAGAUAUAAUUCACUAAGAUAUAAUUAAAGUACAUCCUCAGGGAUUUUAUUUGCAUCACUGCUAGAGUAGUUUAUUAAAAAGUUUGAUGACUUAAGAAGAUGAACUUUUUAAAAUAUUUUUGAAACCAAUGUGACCCUGGAAGACGUAACGAUUUUAAAUCUUGUCCAUUCCAGCCAUCUGUAUUCACGUAUAAUGUGCAAUAUUCCAUGCUAUGUAACUACUAAAAUGACCUGUAAUGGUACUGUAAAAGAACCAAGUUACCAGUGUCUUAAAAUAUUAUGUAUAAUUUUUAAUUCUGACAUUUGAACACCUGUGAGCCUGAUUUUUUUUUUCUUAAAUCAUUUUGUAAAGCAUGUACAGUAUUCGAUGAAUUUGUACAGAAUUAACCUAUUUCAACUUUGCUAUAGCUAUUAAAUUUUGAUUUGUUACCACCCAAGAUCCAAAUUAGCAAUUGAAGGUUUGAGAUCAGUUCGACAGCAUCCAUUAACACACUGGUCAUAAUGUAGUGCUAGGCCUGGGUGUUCUGUGCUGUUGAGUUUAGCUUUAUAAAAUAGCAGAUAGUCGCGUCGUCUCUCUCUCUCUCUCCCCCCUUUUUUUUUGUUUAAAUAAGUGUGAAUAUGAAUAUUUUGAUCACAGGUCAAUAGUGUAUAUUUGUAAAAGAAAGUUACAGCGGAAAAUACUGGAGUUACUGAAUGUAUUUAUUUGUGGGUGGGGUUUUUUGCUGUGAAUUUACUUUAAAAGUAAAGUUUUGCCAUGGCUUGAAGGAAUUUCUUCUUUCUCUUCUGAGCAGCGAGCUGCAAAACUUCCUCUGGGUUACUGGAGUUGAGCUCCGUCUGGCCGAUAGCCUUGAUCUGUUCAAAUAAC
Messenger RNA from Neoarius graeffei (lesser salmon catfish), 2320 nucleotides. RefSeq names its product G1/S-specific cyclin-E2-like. The transcript is spliced from 12 exons. The coding region runs from base 126 to 1301 and encodes 391 amino acids. Gene Ontology annotation, biological process: regulation of cyclin-dependent protein serine/threonine kinase activity; G1/S transition of mitotic cell cycle. Gene Ontology annotation, cellular component: centrosome; cyclin E2-CDK2 complex; cyclin E1-CDK2 complex. Gene Ontology annotation, molecular function: cyclin-dependent protein serine/threonine kinase regulator activity. The record is from RefSeq and is a predicted model, not a curated record. NCBI's taxonomy places the organism in Eukaryota, Metazoa, Chordata, Actinopteri, Siluriformes, Ariidae.